Molecule: messenger RNA, 4653 nt
Organism: Daucus carota subsp. sativus
Lineage: Eukaryota; Viridiplantae; Streptophyta; Magnoliopsida; Apiales; Apiaceae
Product: sister chromatid cohesion protein PDS5 homolog B
Exons: 28
Coding region: 327-4436 (1369 amino acids)
Biological process (GO): DNA repair; mitotic sister chromatid cohesion
Cellular component (GO): nucleus; chromatin
Source: RefSeq, a predicted model, not a curated record
AAACAAACAAGGCCUAACGAGAACCGCGCAGCAAGUGUUAUCCCAUUUCGGAAGAAAUAGGCUGCUCCCUCUGUUGCCACCCUCUGUUUUGGACUGCAAGUGUUAUGCCACCCUCUGUUGGACUGCUCCCUCUGUUUUCUUUCUUCCUUUUAUAAAAUUUUAAUUUAGCAAAAAAAAAAAGUGUUAUCCCAAAGGCGGGAAAAACCAAAAAGGGAAAAAUAAAGAAGAAAAUACUAUUCCCCCAAACAAUUUUGCUCCAGUUUUAUUGCGUAUAUCUGUGGAUCUCUCGCUCUCUACUUGCAGAAACCUAGGGUUUCAAGUUAACAAUGGCGGAGAACAACGACACCGCGACGAAAUCGAUCAUCGCCGACGUCGCCGACAAACUCGCGGCCAAGAAAGCUUGUCCUAACAAAGAUUUCCUCAUCAAACUGCUGCGACAAGCUGCCAGUACACUCCCCGAGUUAAAGCAAUCACCGCAGCUGAGUGCCGUUGUAAAGCCCCUGACUGAUUCUCUUGUCAAGCAUAGUUUACUCGUGCAUAAAGACAAAGAUGUAAAACUACUUGUUGCCAUAUGCUUCUGUGAAAUUAUUCGGAUUUUGGCACCAAAUCCGGAUUUCAGCGAUGAAAUAUUGAGGGACAUUUUUAAGCUUUUCAUAAGUAUGUUUGAGGAACUUGCUGAUACCUCAAGCCCAUAUUUCUCGAGGAGGGUGAAAUUAUUGGAAACUGUUGCCAAGCUGGAAUUCUGUGUCCUAAUGAUAGACACAGGUUCUGAAGAUUUAAUUCUUAAAAUGUUCACCGUCUUUUAUGAUGUUGUGAGGGAACAGCAUCCACAGAGUGUGCUCAAUGCAAUGUCAUCCACAAUGGCUCUAAUUUUAAAAGAGAAAGUUUCCGAGCCACUUUUAGUAGUGACCCUGCAGAAUCUUCUGAAUGAAGCAAAGGCUGCAUCUCCUGCUUUUAAGCUUGCUGUUGCUGUCAUCCAAAGUUGUAGCGAAGAGCUUGAGCCAUCUGUUUGUGGUUUUUUAACAUCUUGUAUAUUGGACAGAAAUGCCGUGGGGAACGAACUUAGAGAAUUUUACCAUGAAAUCAUCUUUGAAAUUUUCCGCUGUGCUCCUCAUAUGCUGCUUGCUGUCAUCCCGAACUUAAAUCAUGAGUUACUGACUGACCAAGUAGAUGUCCGAAUAAAGGCCAUUAAUUUGAUUGGAAGACUUUUUGCUCUGCCUGGAUGCCAUGUUGCACAGGAAUAUCGCCAUGUCUUUGUAGAGUUCCUCAAUAGGUUUUCCGACAAAUCUUCUGAAGUUAGAAUUAGUGUUCUUGCAUGCGCUAAAGCUUUCUACAUGACUCAUCCUUCAGUAAAAGAAUCAGAGGAAAUACUGAUGGCUGUUGAAGAGCGACUAUUAGAUUUUGAUGACAAGGUGAGAUCUCAAGCAGUUACUGUGGUUGCUGAUCUGGCCAAGUCUAACAUUCAAUUAUUUCCACCUAACCUGAUUUCUGAGGCUGCUAAAAGAUUUCGCGAUAAAAAGGUCACUGUUCGGCGGAGAGCUUUGCAAAAGUUGCUGCCAAUCUAUCAUAAUUAUUGUGCAAAAUGUUCUGAAGGGUUAAUGUCACUUAGCGAUCACUUUGAAGCGAUCCCUUGUGGAAUGUUAAUGCUUUAUUUUGACAAAGACUGCAAGGAUUUCGGGCCCCUGAAUAUGGAGCACAUGCUUGCAGAAGACUUAUUUCCUGCUUCACUUUCUGUCGAAGAGAGGACUAGGCACUGGAUAUUCUUUGUAUCACUUCCUAAAAUUUUCUCAGCAUCUCAUGAAAAGGCAUUAAAUACUAUUCUAUCUCAGAAACAGAGGUUGCAGACUGAGUUGAAACUAUAUUUAGUGCUUCGUAAAAAUGAAGAGGAGAUUGGUUCCGAAGAAAUGAAAAGGCGAAAGCAAAAACAGUUUAUGAAAAUGUCAAAAUUCUUUCUUGAUCCUUCCAAAGUAGGAGAGUGUUUUAAUAUACUGGACGAAGUGAAGGAUUGUCUGCUUUUUAACAAGCUGGAAGAGCUGUUAGACGAGGUUACCAUUGAAAGUGGCCAGGCUCUCAUUGAGAGCCUGGUGCGAGAUUUUGGGGAUCAGCAUUCAGAUUCUGGCUUUCUAAAGCUGCUCUUGAAGAAAUGUUUUUUAAACAUUUUUGGUUCAGAGCAUGUCAGCUGCAUUUUAAAUCAGCUUUCUAGCGAUAUUUUUGGAGACAAGACACUAAAUGAUUCAUCUAUGAAACUUCUUUUGAUCAUCAUCAGCAAUCUGCCGUCACUGAUAAGGGGACUGGAGGAACAGUUCUGUAGUUUUUUACUACAAGGGGAUAUCCCAUUUAAUGACGAGUUGAUUCUGAUGAUAGCUAAAGCAGGCCCUUAUAUUUCUCACAAACUCAGUGAUCUGUACCCGUCCUUGGAGAGGAUAUGCCUUACGGGAACGCGCAAUCAGUCUAAACUUGCUGUUUCAGCAAUUGCUGCAAUAGCUGGUUCUUCUGAGCAUAGUAUUUUCACAAAGUUAUGCAAGAAACUAGUGGAUGCUAUGGAAGGUGGUCAGAAUAUUCCAACAGUGCUGCAAUCCUUGGGUUGCCUAGCCCAAUAUUCUGCUCCAACAUUUGAAUCCCAUGUUCAAGAUAUCGGUCAAUAUAUUGUUGAGAAAUUUUUACAGGUGGAGAUAUCAGAUGAUAUAAGUUCAUUUGAGAAGACUUCUAACUAUACCAGCUCAAACCGAUUAAAGAUUUAUGGUCUUAAAGCACUUGUGAAAAGUUGUUUGCCACACCGACGUACUCAUUCUAGUCGUCACAUUACUAAACUAUUGCAAGAAAUAUUGCAAAUGCUUCAGAAGGGUGACUGUUCAGAUCUUACAAUCUCAUGUGAAAAUUCCAAAUUCAUGGUCAGUUUAGCUGCUGCAAAAUCUGUUCUCAGGCUAUCAAGAAGAUGGGAUUUGUAUAUAUCGCCGUCUGUUUUCCGCCUCACAGUUUCCAUGGCCAAGGACCCAUCUUCUUUGAUACGGAGAAAUUUUGUUGACAAAACUUUCAAGCUUCUGCAGGAGCACUGUAUUCCUUGUAGAUAUGCUUGUGCUUUCGCAUUGGCAGCUUCAUGUUCUGAUGAAGACAUGCAAAAAGACUCACUGAGGUAUAUGGCAGAAUAUAUAAGAGAAUACAGCAAAGGAGCUCAUCUGCACCAAAAUUUGCCACGUCAGGGAGGACUUACAGAUUACCCUGUGUACAUUGUAGUUUUCUUGAUCCAUGUACUUGCUCAUGAUGAUCUUUUUCCCCUUGAGGAGUGUAGAGAUGGAGAAGUGUUUGCUCAGUUUUGCAGCCCCCUUUUAUUUACCUUGAAGGCUUUAGUAAAUGCCAAAUUUGUUGAUGGUGACCAAGAUUUUGUGAACAAUGUUGUGUCAAAUUUAAAAAGUAUAUUCAAUGCUAUUAAAAGGGCCGAGGAUGCUGUAAAUUCUCAGGCUACUCCAAAGCUGUAUAUGUUGGCAGACUUUGGACUUUCUUUUGCCAACUCCUUGGAAAACAUUAGUACUCCCAAUUCUCAAUCACCUAGCCAUGUAUUGCUUCCAUCAUCACUAUACAAAAUCUGUACCAGUAAGAAAAGGAAGGCUCUUUCCUGUGCCAGCGACAGGAAUACCUCUACAGAAGUGCCUAAUGAGCUAAGAGAAUUCUCAUGUCCUGUCAGGACUGUUGGUAAAGAUAGCGGGAGUCAAGAGAAUUCUUUAGAGUCAAAUGCCAUAAAGGGCAGUUUAGUAAACAUGGAUAUAUGCAACAAAGUUGAUAUGCCAACAUUUAUGGUUAACUGUCAAGAUAAGAUUCUAAAUGAACUUGGAAAGAGACAGAAUGAAACCCAGGCAGAGAAAGUAGAUACUGUUGGAAAACGGCACCCAGCUCCCUCUUCUUACAUUAUUGAAUCAACAGGGCUGCACAAUGAGUUCUCCCUUGAUGAUGAACUUGACAAAGGUGAAACUGGAAGCUCUGAGCCUCUCACUGGAAAUGAGCAGCUUUCAUCUUCUUGUGCAUCUGUAGCUAUGAAACCCUUAAGAGCUCAUAGGGAAGAUCUUUUAAGUUCUGAUUCACUACAAAAUAUUGAUAGCAUGACAAAGAAUAGCAGUUUACAUGUGGAACCAUCCAAGAUCUUGCAAACCAAGCAGACAGAUCUUUGGAACUCAAAGGAUUCAUGCAGUCUGCAGUUAUUACACUGUGAUCGUCAGGAGCAAUCUUUUCUUAGCGGUCCACAGGAAAUGGUUGAUGCAUAUGGCAGUGAUGCUUCUCAAUCAUUGCCAAACAUGUCGAAGAAAGAGCAUGCAUAUCUAAGUAAAAAGCUUCCUGUGGCAGUGAAGGGGAAUAAAGGACAGCAGGUUUCUGUUAAAACAUUGGCCUCAGAAGUCAUCAAUCAGGAUGUGAUUGCCCAUAGGACUCGGAGACGGAAAAUUUGACUUGUAUCUAUAGCACUCUACUAACAGCAAGCAACAAGCUUUCAGUUCUGACAUAAGAGGUCUGACAUGUAGUUAUCUUGGAGAUCAUCCUUUUCUCAGUAGUUAGUGUAAGGGUUGAUGAAAAUAUUUUUGUUCAUCAGUUUGCAGUUUUACUUAUUUAUGCAGUGAACAUAUAUUUACCACAGUUGAAAUAUGAAUGUCUGCACGGUAUCAAUUA